Molecule: messenger RNA, 3667 nt
Organism: Antechinus flavipes (yellow-footed antechinus)
Lineage: Eukaryota; Metazoa; Chordata; Mammalia; Dasyuromorphia; Dasyuridae
Gene: GNA12
Product: G protein subunit alpha 12
Exons: 4
Coding region: 503-1657 (384 amino acids)
Biological process (GO): Rho protein signal transduction; adenylate cyclase-modulating G protein-coupled receptor signaling pathway
Cellular component (GO): brush border membrane; heterotrimeric G-protein complex
Molecular function (GO): G-protein beta/gamma-subunit complex binding; guanyl nucleotide binding; GTPase activity
Source: RefSeq, a predicted model, not a curated record
GGUCGGAGCGGCUUGCUGGGAGCCAGUGUGGGGUUAGGAGCGGGCGGUGGCGACGACAGCCUGGGGCUCUGGUCACUGACUUGGGGACUCUAGUCCGAGUCUCCGUCCGCUAGGAUUUGGAGACCGCCAGCAGCUCGGUUGCGCUCCCGUCGGUCCCCUUUCUCAGCUUAUCUGGGGGUCGCCUCGGCAGCUCCCCGCUAGCGGCCGCGCCCCUCUGCCGCCUCCGCCCCGGGCCGGAGGAGCUGCGCUCCCCUCCCCCUCGGCCGCGGGGCCGCCGCCCCCGGAGGGCGGUCUGGGGCUACUCCGAUGGCCCCCGGCUCCUAGCCGGGGAAGGAGGGGGCUGGGCGCCUUUGGGAUCCGGACUCAGCGCAGCGGCGGCGGCGGCGGCGGAUGCAGACGACCGUGGGGGGGCCGUGAAGGGGCGGCCGCCGCCUCCCGCCCCCGCCCCCGCCCCCGUCGUCCUCACUUCGCUCAGUCGGUCCUCUCCGCGGCCGGCAGGGCCAUGUCCGGGGUAGUGAGGACCCUCAGCCGCUGCCUACUGCCUGCCGAGGCCAGCGGGCGGGAGCGCCGGGGCGGCGGCGGGAGCAGCAGCGGCAGCCGGGACUCGGAGCGGGAGGCCCGGCGGCGGAGCCGGGAGAUUGACGCGCUGCUGGCCCGAGAGCGGCGGGCGGUGCGUCGCCUGGUGAAGAUCUUGCUGCUGGGGGCCGGCGAAAGCGGCAAGUCAACCUUCCUGAAGCAGAUGCGCAUCAUCCACGGCCGAGAGUUCGACCAGAAGGCGCUGCUUGAAUUCCGGGACACUAUCUUCGAGAACAUCCUUAAGGGCUCAAGGGUUCUAGUUGAUGCUCGAGACAAGCUCGGUAUUCCUUGGCAAUAUUCAGAGAAUGAGAAGCAUGGGAUGUUCUUAAUGGCCUUUGAAAAUAAAGCUGGAAUGCCUGUUGAACCUGCCACUUUUCAACUAUAUGUACCUGCUCUGAGUGCUCUUUGGAGGGAUUCUGGCAUCAAGGAAGCCUAUAGCCGGAGGAGUGAAUUUCAGUUGGGUGAAUCUGUGAAGUAUUUCCUGGAUAACUUGGACCGGAUUGGCCAGCUGAAUUAUUUUCCUAGUAAGCAAGAUAUUCUGCUGGCCAGAAAAGCCACGAAAGGAAUUGUGGAACAUGACUUCAUUAUUAAAAAAAUACCUUUCAAGAUGGUUGAUGUGGGUGGGCAACGAUCUCAGCGUCAGAAGUGGUUCCAGUGUUUUGAUGGAAUCACCUCAAUUCUAUUCAUGGUUUCCUCCAGUGAAUACGACCAGGUCCUCAUGGAGGACAGGCGCACCAACCGGCUAGUAGAGUCAAUGAACAUCUUUGAGACCAUCGUCAAUAACAAGCUCUUUUUCAAUGUUUCUAUCAUUCUGUUCCUCAAUAAAAUGGACCUCCUCGUGGAGAAGGUGAAGACUGUCAGCAUUAAGAAGCACUUCUCAGACUUUAAGGGUAACCCUCAUAGGCUGGAGGAUGUUCAGAGCUACUUAGUUCAGUGUUUUGACAGAAAAAGGCGGAACCGAAGUAAGCCACUCUUCCACCAUUUCACCACUGCCAUAGACACUGAAAACAUCCGCUUUGUGUUUCAUGCUGUGAAGGACACGAUCCUGCAAGAAAAUCUGAAGGAUAUUAUGUUGCAGUGAAGAAGAAAGUCCCCUUUUCUUUUGUCAUCCUUAAAUGGACUCAAGGGCUAUUGGUCAGAUGAUGUGUAUGUUUGUGUGCGUGUGUAAGCAUAUGUGUGCUUGUGUGUGUAUGUAAGUAUAUGUGUGCUUGUAUGUGUAUAUGUUAUCUAUAGGGCCCUUAUAUGUUUCUAAGAUCCAUGCCAUUAUUUAGCCAGCUCAGGAAUGCUGUAAAACUAGCCAACUCAAACAGAUGAGCUCUAGGCAAAAGGACUUGGAAACUUUGAUGUUAGCUACUGAAUUAUGGGGACGAGUAAAACUACUGAAAAACCAAGUGGUUGCUUUGGUAUAAAAGCCUGGUUUAGCAUACUGAGGAACACAGCCUUCUUUUUUGGAGAAACAUUAAAUUUACUUUUUUUUUUUUUUUUUUGACACUUUUAAAGAAGCUAAUCUGAAAGAAGACUUUUUUUUUUACAACAACAAACUCCGUAGCCUUAUGGAUUGUAUUAUCUCUAGUUUUCAGGUACUCAGUGAACAACUAACCUGAAAAUUUUGCUCAGUUGUAGUUGUACUAAAAAAUAAAUUUCAGCUGAUAAUGUUAGCUCAAAGCACAUGAACCUAAACUGACACUUUGCAGCCAGAUUCCACACACUGCAUUUGUUUAGGAAUCUAAUGCCACUUCUCUUGACAAAUAUAUAGUUGCCUUUUAAGACUCAUGUACCAAUUUUCCAAAAGAUAUGAACCUAGGAGUUGCAAAUUAAGCCAAGUUGCCAUAUAUAAGAACUCAUUUCUCUGGGCUUAUAAAACAAGAUUUUUUUUUUAAAUAAAAAAUCUUGGGCCCUAGUUGAUAUGAACUGGGUUUAAUUUUUGAGCUACAAAAAUAUGUGCAGUUUUUCUUGCCUCAUAAACAAUUGAAUUACCAGUAAUGCAACACAUAAUAGAUUUGUGGUGCCAAAGCACAUUUUGACAGGGAAUGUUUAGCUACCUAUAUUCACACAGUGUGGGUGCUUUUUAGCUUCUUUCUACUUUCCUUGAGGUUUUUGCCUUCUACUUGAUAACACUUGGAGAAAUUUCCUUCUAGAAACAACAGCUCAACCUCCUUCCUAUAGAAGCUCCUAUCUUAAGCAAAGCUUUUAUAAUACAGCAACUGUUUGAUAAGUUCCUAACAGCUGACCUUACAGGAAGCCCCAAAAUUCCCUGGAGAAAUCCUAGUUUCACAGCUGCACUUAUGCCUUUGGACACUAGGGCCUGUUUCAGCCACUCCUUUAAACCUAGCUCUUGUAAAGGAGUUCUGUUCUAUAUUAGUACAUUAUGUGACAAGCAAAUAAAUAGUGUCAGAUUUAGCUAUCUAGCUCAAACUGCAGAAUGCUGUAAAUGUGGUGUAAACUGGUUAAACUUGUCUAGUUACCUGCUAGGUGCCUUUCACUGUUUUUGAAACAUAUAUAUAUUUCAAACUUGAUUCACUCACUACUAUGCAUUACUUUUCUUAAAAGGUCUAUCUCUGGUGCAUUGUUAGUUUUCCAAAAUCAAAAAAUUUGCUGUUCAACAGGCACCAGUAGUUUCUAUAUACAUAUACAUAUGUGUAUAUGUGUGUCUGGUAUAGGUUAAGGGAUCUCAUAUAAACUGAGUGAACAAGAUCCCGGAUUUUUGUGUCCCAUUUGAAACUCCAUCCUGGUUUAUUCAACAUCCCAGAUGAAUUUCAAUUUUUUUGGCCAGUUAGCUUGUGAUAGAUAUUGAUUCAAAAAAAUCCUACUGUGUUUUUAAUUAACUCCAAGUCGUAAUGCUUUGAAUUAGGACAAAAUAUGAAAUUCUCUUCCUUUGUGGUAUGCAAGAGUUUGUGUCAGAAUUUGCUGGGUUGGUUUUUCACUUUGAUGCAUAAAAAAAAGGUUUAUUAUGGUGGCUCCUUUAAAUCUGGUGGGUCUUCAUAGACUAAGGAUCAGUCUUGUUAAUUUUUUUAAUGUUCCUAACGCUGUCCUAUAAGAUGGAAUGUAAGAUCACGUUUCUAUUACUUAAUAAUAUAUGAUUGCAAAAUAA